AUGUCACCUCUCGCAGGGGCAAAACAAAUUCUACGGCCUCGCGUCGUCUUUUCCGGCAUCCAGCCCACUGGCGUGCCGCAUCUGGGAAACUAUGUCGGUGCGCUGAGGCAAUGGGUAAAUCUACAACGCGAGGAAAAGCCCUCUACCAAGCUGAUAUACUCCAUUGUCGAUUUGCAUGCCAUCACCGUGCCCCAGAAGCCAGAGGUGCUGAAACAGCGCAAGAGGGAAGUUUUGGCCGCCCUCCUUGCCAUUGGUCUAGAUCCCGAGAGAUGCACCAUCUUCUACCAGUCGCCGCUGACAUUCUUGUUCACCGCACCCGCUCAGCGCAUUAUGUCUUUAACAGACCCGACAAGUAAAAUGUCGAAAUCUCACAAGGCGCAGCGCUCAAGGAUUCUUAUUACUGAUACUCCUGAAGAGAUUCGGUCCAAGAUUGGCUCGGCACUGACUGAUUCGACUCCCGGCGUCUCUUACGAUCCCGCCACUCGCCCUGGCUUUUCUAACUUAUUGGAAAUAUACUCUGUUUUUGAUGCAGAGAAGCGUAGUCCGGAACAGCUAGCCCAAGUAUACGCCGACUCAUCGCCCAAGGUUUUCAAAGAAGCAGUCUCAGAUGCGCUGAUUGCCGGGUUACACGGUAUUCGAGAUCGAUAUCUUGAUCUAUCUGCAAAUGAAUCGUAUCUUGCAAUGAUCGAGAAGGAGGGCGCGCGAAAAGCCCAGAUAUUUGGCGUCAAUUAG
Molecule: messenger RNA, 732 nt
Organism: Trichoderma gamsii
Lineage: Eukaryota; Fungi; Ascomycota; Sordariomycetes; Hypocreales; Hypocreaceae
Exons: 4
Coding region: 1-732 (243 amino acids)
Biological process (GO): mitochondrial tryptophanyl-tRNA aminoacylation
Cellular component (GO): mitochondrion; mitochondrial matrix
Molecular function (GO): ATP binding; tryptophan-tRNA ligase activity
Source: RefSeq, a predicted model, not a curated record